Ctenopharyngodon idella (grass carp) is the source of this 6115-nucleotide messenger RNA. It is a transcript of the gene mtcl3b, whose product is annotated as SOGA family member 3b. The coding region runs from base 462 to 2918 and encodes 818 amino acids. The transcript has 12 exons. Gene Ontology annotation, biological process: regulation of autophagy. NCBI's taxonomy places the organism in Eukaryota, Metazoa, Chordata, Actinopteri, Cypriniformes, Xenocyprididae. The record is from RefSeq and is a predicted model, not a curated record.
UAAAUAUUUGUGCCUUUGCUGCUGAGGUACAUAGUAUAUUUUCUGUUGUAGUCUGACUACUGGCCUGACUUUAGCACAAACUGCAGACUGACCUUUUUGAAUGUAUUCUUGUAUAAUAGUGUUGGGGGAAUGACGCAGCAAACUCCAGUAGCAUUCAGUCUUCCUCCUCUUUGGGUUUUAAAGGAGACAACACAACUGUAUAUAUAUCGAAAAAAAAAAACCUAACAGGAAAAACUGGAGAAAAAAAAAAACAUCUUUAUAUAAAACAAAGAAUUCUGAGGAAAAAGUACUCUCACUUCCUUAUAUCCGAUGUUACGUCACCUCAUGAAUAUUAAACAUCCGUGUCUCGCGUGCCUAAGCAGUGCCUGGUACCCUCGAGCUAAAGUGAAGCUGAAGUCCCACUCACAGGAAACAAAUGAGCACAGUUGAUAAACAGUGUUGUUGGAGGUCUGCGAAAUGACAUGAUGCGCUCUGCCGCAAGUGGCGCUGCGGAUUUUUCACCAUCAGCGGACAGUACCGAAGGGAAGAGGAGAACGUCUCCCGGACAAAACCCCGCCAAACCGGCCUCAAAACCCAGCGGCAGCCGCUCCUCAUCAUCCACUGCGUCAAAACCCGGAGGAAAAGGCAUUAAAGGACGCGAGGGAGAGCAGGCAGCUAUAGAGCCACGUGAAGUUAGGGUGAGAGGUGCGGCAGCUGUUCAUGGUGCUGAAACUGAGGCGGUUUGGGAAACCGAGGAGCGGAUUGAUCGCGCUCCAAAACCGGACACGCGCCGCGCGCUGUGUUUACCGUGCGUCAACAGAGACUCGUUCUCGGACCAGCCGGACGGUUCCUCUGUUGGUGGUGUGAGGGGGAGCGAGAAGGAAAGAAAGGCCGCUGCGGGAGGAGAGUACGUGGGCUGCGGGCCGGCCUUCUGGGGCGGGGGCUGUCUGCAGUCAGAGCUCAUCCAGUAUCACAUCAACAAGCGCUUGAAGAAAAGCGGCAGGAUGCAGCGAACAGCAUCUGACGAGACGCAACCGGGACCGGCCUCACAGGCCACGAGCGGCGCCGACGAGCCCGUGACACAGCAGAAUGAAGCCCUGCAGGACGAGAUCGAGAGAUUGGAGGAUGAAAACGAAGAGCUUAAGAAUGAGAUUGAGGAGAUGCGGACAGAGAUGGAGGAGAUGCGCGACACCUUUUAUGAGGAGGACACCUGUCAGUUACAAGAUAUGCGGCGUGAGCUUGAGCGAGCAAACAAGAACUGCCGCAUCCUUCAAUACAGGCUCCGCAAGGCUGAGCGCAAACGACUUCGCUAUGCACAAACUGGAGAAAUUGACGAGGACCUCCUAAGGAGCUUAGAGCAAGAUUUGAAGGUUGCCAAGGAUGUGUCUGUGAGACUCCACCAUGAGCUAGAGAACGUGGAGGAGAAACGAACAAAGACAGAAGAAGAAAACGAGCGAUUGAGACAGAAACUUAUUGAGGUGGAAGUCACCAAGCAGGCCCUGCAAAAUGAACUGGACAAAGCCAAAGAGUCUCAGAAACGAAGAGGAAGCAAAGAUGCACAAAAGCCUGAGAGGAAGACUCAGACGCCUACAGAGGAGGACAAUGAGGACCUGAAGUGUCAACUGACCUUCGUUAAAGAUGAGGCUACUUUAAUGAGAAAGAAAAUGGCCAAGAUUGACAAGGAAAAGGACCGUUUGGAACAAGAACUCCAGAAGUAUCGUUCCUUCUAUGGAGAUCUGGACAGCCCUCAUCCAAAGGGUGAAGCUGGUGGCCCACCCACUACAAGGGAAUCAGAGCUGAAACUCCGCUUGCGAUUGGUGGAGGAGGAGGCCAACAUCCUAGGACGCAAAAUUGUCGAAUUGGAGGUGGAGAACCGUGGCCUGAGGGCAGAGUUGGAUGAUCUUCGAGGUGAAGAAUCCUCCAAUGGGGGCUUGUCCGGAGCGGAAGGAGGAAUGGGGCGCGAGCAGGGGUCGGAGCUGUCGGAGCUGAGGCAACAACUGCAGUUGGUGGAGGAUGAGGCGGAACUUCUGCGGAGGAACCUGGCAGAUGUAGAGGAACAGAAUAAGAGAGUGACAUGUGAGCUGAACAAACUGCGCUUUAAAGAGGGUACAAGGCAUGCCUCAGGUGGUAAUGCAGCGAGUGCCGCCAGUGGAGCAGGAGAUAGCUCCAAAGCCGAGGCCUUGCAGGAGGAGCUGAAGGCAGCGAGGAAGCAGAUCAAUGAACUGAGUGGGAAAGUGAUGCAGCUGCAGUACGAGAACCGUGUGCUGCUUUCCAACAUGCAACGGUAUGAUCUAUCAUCUCACCUAGCUGUCACUCCACGGGAUAGUGACGCAGAAAGCGACACUGGUCCUGGAAUCGGAGGGCGCAGAGGAAGCGAUGACGACUCAUCUUCCUCUCGCCUUCCUCCCCAUCGCAAGCGUGAGGGUCCUGUUGGAGGAGAAAGCGACUCAGAGGAAGUCCGCAAUGCUCGGUGCCUGACGCCAACUCGCUCUCUCUAUUCUCCUGAAUCCGCCCGCCUCCUCUCUCGCUCCAUUCGAGACAGGCAACAGAUGAUUGACAUCCGUGCUGAAGCAGAGCGAUUGGGACGAACCAUUGAUCGGCUCAUAGCCGACACCAGUACCAUCAUUGCAGAGGCACGGGUGUUCGUAUCUAACGGGGAUCUUUUCGGCCGUAUGGAAGAUGAUGAGGAUGGUGGCCGUAUCAGGGAGCAUGAGCUACUCUACCGCAUCAAUGCUCAAAUGAAGGCCUUCAGGAAGGAGCUGCAGGGGUUUAUAGACCGACUUGAAGUCCCAAAACCUGAGGAAAGAGAUUCAGAAGAACCAUUAUCUAUGUUUCAGCCCAUCAUUUUAUUCAUCCUCAUUCUAGUGUUGUUCUCCUCACUCUCUUAUGCCACCAUUUUUAAACUUGUAUUUCUUUUUACCCUUUUUUUUGUCCUGUGAUCACCAUCCGUCCACUCAUUAGCAUAGUCUCGCCCCUUUGUUUUGUUUGUUUGUCAAUGUUGUGUAUGUCACCAUGGUUGAAGAAUCACAGGACAGUCACUUUCCAAGCACAGACAGCACGCUUAAGCACAGAAGUCUGCAAAACCUUAAUUUCCAAAAAGCUGGAGGCUGUUUUACCCAAUUCACAUAUAUAUAUACGGCUGCAUUGGAAGGCGCAUCAAGACAAGAGUUUUUUGCAAAUAAAGACUGUUACACAUCGCUGGAAAAACAUUACAUGCAUUUCUCAAGACAUCAAUACCCUUGAGCCUCUGGAAACUACAUUACCCAAAAGACAUUUCUUUCAUUAAGGACUAUGGCUAUCUGCCCAUUGACACUUGCUUUGCCACCAAAGACUUGCAACGAAAUAUGCAACUGCAGUGUUUACCAUUAAGGGGCACAUUACCACAUUGGCCAGAAUGCCUGCCACUGCACGCUUAAGAUACAUCAGCUGGAAUGAUUACCUGUCGGAAUCAUGUAAAGAGGUAUUGGUGGACUUGCCAAUGUGGUCACUCCAGUGACCUUUCAGGAAUUGCAGCAUAAGAUUCUGAGCACAGACAAACACUCGCAAAAGAAUGGCCGCAUUGGAAUUGCACUGUGGGCCGGAGCCUGGGAGUUGUGUGUGGGGUGGAGAGAGAGCUAACCUGCUUGAUAGUUUUGACUCUGAGAUGCAGGAAUGGGAAGAUCAACUACAGGACAUGCAGAGGAAGAUUGAAGAGUUGUACAAUGAGGUCAAAGCAAGAAGAGAAGCCAGCGAAAGCGGCACAAACAAUGUCACAAACAACAAAAGCCUGGACAUUACUUUGCUUCCUGUCAACUCUCAUUAUAGAUACCAGGCCAAUGGUUAUCAUGAACCCCAUGGUCACCCCAACAACAACUUCCCAAUUCGUCAAUGCAAUGAAGUAAGAGCAGAUCGUUCAGUUAUGCAAAGCCUUGGGUUUCACCACCCCAGUGAUUACUAUAAUGGCUCCAACAAUUCCUCACUUGAUUCCCUGAGCAACGGCAGCCAUUAUCCUGCCAGUUGUCAUGAUCUUGAAAAACAAGAUGCCACCCUAGACAUCCUCAAUGGAUAUCUCCAACAGGGCCCGCAUUUUGGAAAGAACUUAGGGAAUCUUAGAACCCCAAAUGCAAACCCCAAGGUAUAUCCAGUUACACACAGUUAUCAAGAUAGCAUGAAGACUAGCCUGGUGACAAACAGGACUGCAUCGUGUGUAGUUCAGGAUGAGUUUGAGGAGGCUGAGAACAAGAAGAACAAGAAAUCAAGUUGGGAUGACUCCCAAGCCCGCCACGUUAGCUGGAAAGACCCAGUUUCAUCAAACGAGCUUCCCCCUAAAUAUUCAGCUUCCAAACUGGCAGUCAGACAGAGAGAUGCUUCUCCUGUAACCCCUCGUUCCACUUACCAUGAGUCAUCACAACAACCUGACAGGAAGUGCCUCUUGCUUGACAGGAAAUCUGGCAGCCCAUCAGUGUUGCGUAAGUUUGGUGCCAUGUUGCAGGAGAACGAGGGGAAAACCCUGAUAGAGGAUGGUCUUGUGACCACAGUUGUCUCCACUGAACCUCCAAGGCACACCAGCACUCCCAUUUGCCAGAGCAAGUUUGACGCCAAGCGGGCAUCCACGCGUGCGCCCGUCCAGAAAUGCCUUGCAGACUGUGACGUACUGGUAGCAGAACUGGAGCCCAGCCAGGAGCCUUGGGCAGCUGGUCCUUCUAGACAUCUCCUGAAUGGAGACAGAGACAGUGGGAGGGGUGGUAGUACUCUUGAACAGUAUGGCUUGGCCUAUAACUUAAGCCCGUCACAGUCUCAACUUAAAUCGAAGUAUCACAAGGCACCUCAAGGGCCUAAAGCCAACAAAGCAGGCUUCCAGGGUGAGAACCUAUUCUCUGACUACCAGAUGGUGGAGAGGAUUCUGGCAGCAGGAUCUCAAAACUUCAGGAAGAUACACACAGGGCUUGAUGUUGAUACAAGACAGGGAAAUGACAACUUGGAGCAACUUCUAGAAAUGAUGGAAAUAGAGAACAACAGAAGUCAGAGGGUCACAUUCACCCAGCAACUGGACACCAAGCAGGUCAACCAUGAGUUGUCUCCUGCCCCCAGCAGUAGCAAUUUUUCCCGUCCUGCUAGACCAGCCAAUCAACGUCGUCCAUCAAGGUGGGCAAAGCAGAACCCGUCAAGCAAAAUCGCCCACACAUCCUGCCCACCAAGCCCUGGCCUGAAAGCCAAACAGUUCUUGAAUUCAUAUUUCCAGCACACAGAAACUGUGAUCAUGUGACCAGGAUAGAACAACCUUGAAUGGACACUUUAAAGGACAUUUUCAUAGACAAACCUUUGACCUUUUGUAGAACACAAUCUACUUUUUUUGUAUAUAACCACCACCACUUCAAAGAACCUUAUUGCAGCCCACUAGGAUGGCCUGUGAUAUUUUCAUUAAAUAACUUCAAAAGGAUACUGUUUUCAUUUAACUCUGUGCUGUUUGAAGUGCUUUGGAAAGUAACUCCAGUGGAAAUUCUCUGACCUGGUGAACUUCUGUGCCUAUGAACCUUUCAUUGCCUUUUUCUCUUCAUUUCUUUCUGUCAUUCUCAUUCAAUUUUGUAUUCUUUUAUUCUUUUUUCUAUUUUCCUGAGUGCUUUGUGUACACUGCAGUUCUUUUGGUGCCAUGUAGGGCAUUUUUUUGUAACCAUAUAAGCAUGUAUGCAACAAGCAUAACAUAUUUAAGCAUACAUGUCAACGAGUUAUUGAGCCUUCUCUAUUAUGCAUUACCUGUAAAGACGUGUGCAAAUGUUUUGAUGUUCUGUCAAAGUCCAUUUCAGUACUGCAUUAGUGCUUCAUAAUAUUGACAUGUAGAGGUCAUUACGGGCUCAUAAUCUUUUUAUAAGCCUUAUUUGACUGCGCCUGACGUGGGCUGUAACUACGCGGUGCAUGGCACCUUUCUGCGGGAACAUGUCUGCAUUCUCCAGCCUUGUAAAGAAAAUCCUUUAAGUUCAACAUCUGUGAAGAGUAAAUUAUAUCUUUUGACCAUAUUAUAAUGAAGAAAUGCUUUGGAAUGUUUAUUUAAUGUUGUGAUAUGAUCCUUACAAAAACGUGAUGCUUUUUGUGUUUUUUUUUCUUUCUCAGUAUAAUAAACGCAAGUGCUUUGACGAGUUAGUGAAACUCUUGAACUCUA